AUGCCCAAACUGCCGACCAUCUUUGGCACCGUGGCGUCGGACCUCAACCCCAAGGACGGCAACAGUCGGAGGAGUCUACCGCAAACUCCAGCAGGAGGUGUUGGUGUCAAGGGACUAGGAGCAGGAACCGGAGGUCCUGCCCAGGGUCUUGGAAUGGUCAACGGGGCCGCCGCCGAUCACCAUGAUUUAAGGGACGGCGCCGGCAUAAGCACCGAGCACGCGUUGGUCUACCGUGACGGUAAUCUGGUGUCCGGGUCCCUGGAGGCUCUGGUGCAGCACAUGGUUCCGACCGAGGAGUAUUAUCCGGAUCGUGCUUACCUCUUCGCCUUUCUGCUGAGUGCUCGGCUCUUCAUCAAGCCACACGAACUGCUGGGCGAAGUCUGCGCCCUUUGCGAGCAUCAGCAGAACCUCAAUGGCGAGGGCGGCAAGGAACGACUUCACCGAUUCGUGCCGAGACUGGUGCAGCUCCUGGCCGAGUGGACCGAGACCUUCCCCUACGACUUCAGGGAUGAACGAGUAAUGGGCCAUGUCAGGUCGAUCACGCAAAAGGUCGCCGCAGUGGAUGCAGCUGCCCGGCAGGAGGUCUCCGCGCUUCUCCAAAACCUUCUUCUGAGGUUGACGGCCCUUGAAAGGUACGAGGAGGGACUCGCCCGGCUUGCCACCGAAGCCGCCACCGAACAACUCACGCAGGUGGACGUGACGGAAUUGUGUCCCUCGGCCACGGUGCUGGCUCAGCAGUUGACCCACGUCGAGCUCGAGAGGCUCUCCUACAUCGGCCCCGAAGAGUUUGUCCAGGCCUUCGCCAAGGAGUCGCCGCACCUGGAGACCUCCUUCAAGGACAUGAAGAAGACCAGGAACCUCGAGUCUUAUGUCCAGUGGUUCAACCGCCUGAGCUACUUCGUCGCCACCGAGGUCUGCAAGCACGCGAAGAAGAAGCAAAGGGUUCGCGUGGUGGAGUACUGGAUAGAGACGGCCAGGGAGUGCUUCAACAUCGGGAACUUUAAUUCCCUCAUGGCCAUCAUAGCUGGUCUGAACAUGUCGCCGAUAUCCCGGCUGAAGAAGACGUGGUCGAAGGUCCAGUCGGCCAAGUUCUCCAUUCUGGAGCACCAGAUGGACCCCAGCAGCAACUUUAGCAGCUACAGAAGUACCUUGAAGGCUGCUAUGUGGCGUAGCGCUGGCGCUACGGACGAGAGACAGCGAAUUGUCGUGCCCUUCUUCAGCCUCCUCGUCAAGGACCUCUACUUCCUCAACGAGGGCUGCAGCAACAAACUGCCUAAUGGACACAUUAACUUCGAGAAGUUCUGGCAGCUUGCUAAACAGGUGACGGAGUUCAUAGCUUGGAAACAGGUGGCUUGUCCUUUCGAGAAGAACCCGCGGGUCAUCGCUUUCCUGCAGGCUAGUCCAGUCCUUACAGAAAAUGCUCUUGCCCUCGCCUCCUUCGAGUGUGAGCCACCGGAUAACAAUCCCGAGAAGGAGCGUUAUAAGGCCUUAAAAUCCGAGUUGAACGCCCAGUGAAAAGAAGCCUCGACGCGGAACUAUGACGAGUGGGAAAGGUACUGAUAUACAUAUAUAGAUAGGUAUAUAGUCACGGAAGGAAAACACGUACGUAUUAUUAAAAAGGAUUAGCCGUAAUUUCUAAUCUAAAUCGGCGCCGUCGGGACGAAACGAGUAUCCGAUACGACGCCACUCGCUGCGAGAAAGAUACAAAACGCGCGAACAAAGUAUUACGAGGUAUUACGUAGUGAUUUGCUUCGCGAUUACUCGCGAUGGGGAUGUCAUCGAGCCCGGGACACGUGUAAAAGAAAUCCCAUAGCUGUCCAUCAGUUUUCUCUCGAAUUGCAGGCUCCAUUUAACGUUAAAAAAUACUAAAACUUCCCUUCACACGACCGAAUCGCACAUCGGCAUUCGUGAGAUUCUCUCUCGAGUAUCGCGCAGCAUUAAGGGGAUGUGAAAGUGGCAUCCGAGAUGUCGAUCCUUCGUUAAACUUCUCUCAGAAGUGUACAUACCGAAUAAUUUCAAACAUUACAACGUGAAUAUGGAAGCUAUAAGGAAGGUCUCUACACCCGUGAAAUUUAAUUUUGCAUUAAAAAAAAAAUUUUAAAUGUGAACAGAUUUUUUGAAAAUUGAAAUUUCAUGGACGUAGAGACUUUUGCUGUAGGCUUAAUAUUUACGUUGUAAGUUUUGAAACGAUUCGGUACGCCCUGUUUGGAGAAAAGUUUCGUGAAGGGGACCUCUUUGACGCCACUUUCGUGUCACCUUAAGAAUAGUUCCUAAGCCUUACGUUUCCGCGUGUAGAAACGCUCCGGGUAAAUUUUUUCCAGGCACAGCUCCUAAGUCGCGGCAAUUCUUCGGCAAAUAUAUCCUCGAAUCGAGUCGCCCUGAGCAUUUCCUCACGUAUUCCACCUGUAAAUAGCCCUUUUGAUAUACGCUAACGACCUAGGUGUGAGUAGGCUCGUUCCUGUAGAUCUAAGUUCGACCUAAGAGAUUAAGUUAACCAGACCGAAGGUACUUAAACGGCGUCUUUUUGAGUUCCCCUUCAAUUCCGCGUCACGUUCACUAGAGGCGACUGCCUAGAUUUCAUCGAAGACCGAGACCUCGGGUCCAGAUUCCGCAUCAAGGGAUGCUGAAGAGUCCUCCGAGGCGCGGCUGAGCUUUUCAUUACUCGAUCAAUUCUGAAAGUAUAGGGACCAAGGGUUCGUUUCUCCUGGAUUAAUGGUAGACGCCAAAGGUGGCCGAGGCGCUCUUCAGGGUCGUUACAGCAUUAAAAAUGGAUUCUAUGCAAUGCCGAAGUCGCCCUGGCAAAUAGGGACGAGCAAAAUUGGUCCUGAUCCUAUGUGGUCCAAUUUUGGUCCUUUUGCAGGGCCAAGACCAAGACCGCAAGAUCGACACCUGCGUUGCUCGCCGGAAAAUCCCCUCGUCGGGCAGUUAUUCGGAAUUUUCCGGGAAUUCGGAGCAUUUUCCUUUCGAGUGCAUCGAUAAUUCCCCGAUUCCAAAUUUCUGGAAAAACGAACGUCACGAGGCUCACAUCGGAAAGGUCCCUCGCGCGGGUCAGGGCGCGAAAGAAAGUAAUCAAUCGUCUCGUCGAAAGUGUCGAUACGAGACGUAGGUAUUUCCCGUGAGAUAUGUCGAAGCUUAUUCGAUCUCUCGAUAGCGUGAUUAAUUGCUCGCUUCGCGUAUAUUUACUCGAUAUGAAAGCACAGUUUGACUGGCACGUCGCCCGGGAUAUUCUCAUGUAGACCGUAAAGAAGUCGCACCCACCAACGAAGGUCGCGUUGAUAGAAAGAAAAAUUCGUACUAUUAGGAUAUAUCGUAUCGCAUCGCACCGUCAAUAUUCACCGACGUAUAUUAAUCGCGAGUCCUUAUCCUCCCUUGAUUUCCGACGACGACCCCUCGAGAUGCGUCCUCAGGGGUAACUCGUCCUUAGCGUUUCUUUCGGAAUCGUUUCGAGCAGCGUUUCGACUUUGCAGUCCGAGAAAGACACAUAUACACCGGAAUAAGAAAUUCGUUCAACUCUUCAGGAUCCUUAUAUCACGUCGUGGAUUAAUCAUUGUCUAAACCUCCGGCAUCUAGUCUAACGAAGAGGAUAAUUGCCUCUCGAAAUGUAACACUCGCGGGAGUUGGUCCUCGCGUUCUCGAUUUUCUAACCACUUUUUAUAUAGUCUUCCUGUUUGUAGAGGUAUACGUGCUUUUCCGAGGAUCUUGCAGAUUCGUACCCGGAGUUUAUAUACAUAGUUAUAUAACAAUUAACGGGUCGAGGAGUUGAGCGUAAUUUCCCAGGCGUUCGCUGCGAGGCCGUCCGAAUUUUCGUUUCGCAAAUCCUGCCUAGACCGAGUGCAGUCCCGCGGAUUAUCAUCAACUGUACAUACGAAAGUCGUGUAUAUAAUAAUAUAUACCUUGUACGUUCUACCAUGUAAGCGUAGAUGUAAACUGUAAUCGAAUUUAGACCUCGGCGCUCGUUAAGCGAACCACUUUGGCGAGUCGCUGAGAUCGACCUGGGAUCCGGCGCAGCCUAAUUCGGCGAUGAAAGUUAGCCUAAACUUGAGGUUCGGAGACUUCGCGAAAGCGAGAACGAUCGACUCGAUUCUUGCUGGUUUUCUAGUCACUAGCGGUUAGUUUCCGGAUUUAUUACGAGUUUCGUUCCCUCUCGAAGAGAGUCGAGCACCGGCCAGGUGUAAAAGGGAGCGGCCAAAGUGCUCGACUUUCUUGGCGACUGCAAGAGAGAGCCUUCGCGCGUAAAUUAAUUGAGUGUGAAUUAAAUAAGUUAGGUACUCUACAUUUAAUUUCCGUACUACGUGGGUACGUACUUUGCUCGACAUUCCCAAGAACCGAAGCCAAGCGACGUGGCGCCUUAAGAAAGACAAAAAAGAAACAGGGACCCCGACCUGGCCCAACGAAGGGCGAAUAAUCUACGUCCCGAGAUUUAUCUUAAAGCGACUCACUUAAUUCUACGAUUUGAAGAUCACUUUCUCUACCCGCACUCGCGGCAUAUCCCGUCGACUCUGCUUUGCCAAUAGGACAAGUUAAAGUACCGUCACGCACCUUUGGGACGUUUUUUAUCAAAGGAGUCUCCACCUCCUGAAGUCGAGGCCCGACCUCGAGGGAGAGGAAAUUCAUUCCUACGUUGUGCACCGUCGAUGUAGGUCAAGUUUUUACCGUCACACGUGUACUCGUCGGAUGAAAAUCGAAAACUGCGCAAUUCGGAGUAAACGCUUAAAGACCCACUACAAAGUAGAUCGAGGGCUCGGCGAUUCCAUUCGCGU
This is a messenger RNA of Orussus abietinus, 4760 nucleotides long. Its product is annotated as ras-GEF domain-containing family member 1B. The coding region runs from base 1 to 1515 and encodes 504 amino acids. The record is from RefSeq and is a predicted model, not a curated record. Gene Ontology annotation, cellular component: plasma membrane. Gene Ontology annotation, molecular function: guanyl-nucleotide exchange factor activity. The transcript is spliced from 12 exons. Gene Ontology annotation, biological process: positive regulation of GTPase activity; Ras protein signal transduction. Lineage: Eukaryota; Metazoa; Arthropoda; Insecta; Hymenoptera; Orussidae.